Messenger RNA from Kwoniella botswanensis, 1455 nucleotides. RefSeq lists its product as uncharacterized. Bases 1 to 1455 code for a protein of 484 amino acids. NCBI's taxonomy places the organism in Eukaryota, Fungi, Basidiomycota, Tremellomycetes, Tremellales, Cryptococcaceae. The record is from RefSeq and is a predicted model, not a curated record. The transcript is spliced from 3 exons.
AUGUUACAGCUCAGCGCUCAGUUAUACCAAUCACCCAUCUAUUUACCUUGUGGCACGUGCACGCCAGAUGACCUUACGCUGUCUGGCUGUGUCCACCUUACCACUCCAUCCGGCUAUAGAUUACCAGGCUUGGAAGUUCUUCUUAUCAGUACAAUCCAGCGGCGCAGUGAGAUAGGCGGUAAAUGGUCGCCAUGUGAGGUGCAAGGAUGUUCCAGGACUACUAUUUUGGAGAGUGAUCAUUGGAUAGAAAGAGGGAACACUGACUUUGAAUUUUCCCUCACUCUCAAUCGACAAAAUCCUUACACACGUUCAACACAUUUCGACCGAAUAGUCCAUACUCUCCAUGCGAUCAUUCCAAAUCAUCCACCGGCCUAUCACAGAUCUACUUCUAGGCUUUCAAGAGGUACAAUCAUACCGAGAUUGCGGCUGAAACGGAAGCAAGCACAUGCCCAUCCUGUCUCAGGAUCACCCAUCUUGGCGAUGUCCACGAAGGAUGUUCAUAUAUACGGACCGGAAUCGUAUCUUGAUCAGGUAAAUACUUCAAGUUGGUCAGCAGAAAGUAGGAUACCAAGUAUUGGAGUGGAUGUUUCGUUAAAAUCCGAGGAGGAAUAUGCGACAUUGGGAUCAUCAUACACCCUUCACCUCACUCUGCGCAAUCUACCUCCCAUCCUGACUGUACAUGGCUGGGAUGUAUCACUCUAUCAGUUGACCCAGCCCGUAGAGCCGAAUGAACGUAAUGUAAUAUUCAAAGACAUCUACACGAUUGGACAGAAGAACCAAUCCUCCUCUAUAUGUAGACUACCCGGGCGAGCUCAACCGAGCAGUGCAGAGUACCUUUGGAGAGGAAGUGAGGCUACCAGCAUUAACGAAAGCUUACCGAAAUCGCUGUCAAAUCCGACAUUCGUAACUACCUUACGUACCCGACUACCCUCUCCAGUCAUAGGAGCUUUACCCUCCUGUCCUGAUGGAACGGAAUACGCAUCGAUACAGCAUUCUAUAUCCGUUGUGCUGCAUUACUCGAUCAUUGGGGAAGAUAUGAAUGGCGAUAAAUUAGGUGGAUCGCUUGCCAGAGCCGAAGGUGCUAUAAGGUCAUGGAUAUAUGAAAGGCCAAUACAUCUGUUAUCGGACUUGCAUGGAUUGGCCGAAGCACCCUCGCCUAUAUAUUCCACCUCUUCCACUAAUAAUCUAGAUGAUGCUCUUCCGGGUGACUUGUCAAAUAUGGCUGAGAGCUUCAAGAUACCUCAUAUGGUCUCGAUAACCAAGUCGAGAACGGGCUUCAUGAGACCAGCUGGAGUGGUUAUAGAAAGGCUAAAGGUGAAGAUACAUGAACAUUGGGCAGAGACUGCAGGACUUUGUGCAUGUUUCGGUGAACCAGGUCAAGCUUUCAAAGCUUCACUGGAGGAUGAAAUGGAUGCGCGAUCGAGAGCUGUCAAAAUGGUAACUCAAGACCUGUGA